Messenger RNA from Oryzias latipes (Japanese medaka), 1671 nucleotides. RefSeq names its product rho-related GTP-binding protein RhoA-C. Gene Ontology annotation, biological process: small GTPase-mediated signal transduction. Gene Ontology annotation, molecular function: GTP binding; GTPase activity. The record is from RefSeq and is a predicted model, not a curated record. NCBI's taxonomy places the organism in Eukaryota, Metazoa, Chordata, Actinopteri, Beloniformes, Adrianichthyidae.
GCAGCACAAUGGGAGGGCCUUGAGAGUGUCGGUUGAGGCUUGUCGGCUCCAGACUUUGAUUAGCUCAGCGAAACGCAGUUAGACUUUAACACCCUGCUCCUCGGUUAACUAGAGAGCACCGCCCUGUCAGAGAUGGCCGCACUCAGAAAGAAGUUGGUGAUUGUUGGGGAUGGUGCAUGUGGCAAGACCUGUCUGCUCAUUGUCUUCAGUAAGGAUCAGUUCCCAGAGGUCUACGUCCCUACUGUCUUUGAGAACUACAUUGCUGACAUUGAGGUUGAUGGCAGACAGGUGGAGUUGGCUUUGUGGGAUACUGCAGGCCAGGAAGACUACGACAGACUGCGGCCUCUCUCCUACCCAGACACAGAUGUUAUCCUCAUGUGCUUCUCCAUAGACAGCCCAGAUAGUUUAGAGAACAUUCCAGAGAAAUGGACACCUGAAGUGAAACAUUUCUGCCCCAAUGUUCCAAUCAUCCUUGUGGGGAACAAGAAGGACCUUAGAAAUGAUGACCACACACGCAGGGAGUUGGGCAAGAUGAAACAGGAGCCUGUGAGGUUUGAGGAAGGCAGAGACAUGGCCAGCCGUAUCGACGCUUUCGGCUACCUUGAGUGCUCAGCCAAGACCAAGGAUGGUGUGCGAGAUGUGUUUGAGAUGGCCACGAGAGCAGCACUGCAAGCACGCAAGAAAAAGAAGAAGGGGGGCUGCCAGCUACUGUGAGGGGGCUGGGGACAACUUGUAGACAUCCAGAACAGACUUAGGAAAACAUUAAAUCAGUGGCUUCCAUGGACAGUACUAACUUCACAGAUUCAGGAAAUAUGAAAGACUGACACAUAAAAAAAGUUUUUCUGCAACUUUCUGUUUACUAGAUUACCACACUCUGUUUUCUGCCACUAGCACGCCGGUGUGAUGGGUGACAGUUGUUCCUUUUCUUGAAUUAAAUGAAUGUAUGUUUGUAUAUAUGUGGAUAUGCUUUCAAAUCUGUCAGCUACAGAAACCUUUAGCCUGUUUCCUGCUCCUGAACCUGGUUUGCUUUUUUUUUCCACACCAGGCUCAUUUCUGAGCUUUGUGUGGAACAAUUUUAAUUUUAUACACUAAAAGUUGUUUUAGCAGAAUGUUGUCAACACCUCCUUUAAAAAAAAAACAAUAACAAAUAUAUUUGAUUUUUUUUUUUUUUUUUUUUUUUACUUUUUUCCCCCCUUCAACUGUAGCAGCAACAGUUGGAAAACAGGAUUUGGACUCCUCUUGCUUCUAUAUGGGAAUCUUUAGUAUCGAUGCGAACCUGAAGUCUGUUAUAAUUUUUCACAGAAACCAUUUAAGACCAUUUUCUCUCAAAAUCAGUACAAACUGCCUUGUGUUAUUUGUGAAAUAUACUAUGUAUAGUUUUAUUUCAUUUAGGAUAUUUGAGUUGAUAGCAAAAUUGUUGAAGAUGGUUGUAAAGAAUCAGAGGGAAGCAAAUUAAUUCUUCUCAAAGAUGUAUUUCUACAAAUGCACCCCCGCCAAGCUUUAAAGAUGGAACUAUGAGUGUCGAGAAGCACCAGCAACUACUGUGCCACAACUACUAAUGCCAUAGUAGUCUUUAGUCACAUGGCCAUGAGAAUGGUCAGCCCACAUAUUUAAUGUGAGUUUGUCAUUAUCACAUUUUCAUAAAGUAAUAAAUACCAAGUGAGUACCCAA